UGCCCCAAUAACAACUCCCACACUCCCACACACAGUCACAGGAAUUACUCUCUCUAACAACACCGACAUGCAGCUUCCGUCGUCGGCCACUGUGGCUGCGGUGGUUCUCUCCGUAGUCUUCCUUAUUUGUGCCACUGAAGCUCACAACAUUACCCACAUUCUAGCCAGCCAUACACAGUUCUCUACUUUCAACCAUUACUUAACAACUACACACCUCGCCGCUGAAAUUAACCGCCGGCAAACCAUCACUGUGUGUGUUGUAGAUAAUGCCGGAAUGUCAGAUCUACUCUCCAAGCACUUAUCUAUCUACACUAUAAAAAACGUUCUCUCUUUUCACGUGCUUCUCGAUUACUUCGACGCGAAAAAGCUUCACCAGAUUACUAACGGCACCGCACUUGCAGCCACAAUGUUCCAAGCCACCGGCUCAGCUACCGGUUCUUCUGGAUUCGUAAACAUUACUGAUCUAAAAGGAGGUAAAGUUGGGCUCAGUCCGGCUGAUUACAACGGCCCUCCUCCGGCUAAAUUUGUAAAAUCGAUCGAGGAGAUUCCUUACAACAUCUCCGUUAUUCAAAUAAAUACGAUUCUGCCCUCAGACGAAGCUGAAGCUCCGACUCCAGGACCAAGCCAAAUGAAUCUCACUUCUCUAAUGUCAGCUAAAGGCUGCAAAGUUUUCGCCGAGACUCUUUUAGCUUCUCCGGCUGAAAAGACAUUUGAGGACAAUGUUGAUGGUGGAUUAACAAUAUUUUGUCCCGGAGAUGAUGCAAUGAAGAAAUUUUUGCCUAAAUUUAAGAAUUUAACAGCGGAAGGGAAACAAUCACUGCUCGAGUAUCACGGAAUUCCUAUAUACCAAUCGAUUUCGAAUUUGAAAUCUAAUAACGGAGAUAUGAACACCUUAGCUACUGACGGAGCUAAGAAGUACGCUGUAGUCAUUCAAAAUGACGGUGAAGAUGUUACUAUAAAGACGAAAAUUGUGACGGCGAAAAUCACGGCGACUUUAGUUGAUAAACUGCCAUUAGCGAUUUACUCGCUUGAUAAGGUGUUAUUACCCAAGGAAUUGUUCAAGGCUGCUCAUACUCCGGCGCCGGCGCCGGCGCCGGAGUCCCGUGCUGAAUCUCCUAAGCACUCCAAGUCACCACCAGCACCUGCAUCGCCGGCUGAUUCUCCAGCGGAUUCCCCGGCGGAUGGUCCCAACGGUGAUGCUGAUGAUUUGACAGAUAGCGGUGCUGUUAAGUACAACGCCGGAGCAUCACUUGCCGCCGUUUUCAGUUUAUGGUUUGCCUUCAAUUUGUUGAUGUAAGUUUUUAAUUGUAUUUUCUUAGGGGUUUGAAAAAGAAAGUUGGUUCUGUUAGGUGUUUAUUUUAUUUUUUUCUUUGUUAAUUUGGUCAUCAAAUUAAAGAUAGUAACAGUACUAUUAGUCUAUUUCUAUA
Molecule: messenger RNA, 1427 nt
Organism: Solanum stenotomum
Lineage: Eukaryota; Viridiplantae; Streptophyta; Magnoliopsida; Solanales; Solanaceae
Product: fasciclin-like arabinogalactan protein 1
Exons: 1
Coding region: 68-1297 (409 amino acids)
Cellular component (GO): plasma membrane
Source: RefSeq, a predicted model, not a curated record